AUGUUUUGUUCUAAUGUCCCUUUCAAAAGCUUGACUGAUGAGAAAGCUGGCCAGAAUUGGGUACAAUUUCAGGGUAAUGUGUUUAAAUUCCCGGGAGGCGGGACAAUGUUUCCUCAAGGUGCUGACGCGUAUAUUAACGAGCUCGCGCGAGUUAUACCUAUUGCUGAUGGCUCGGUUCGUACUGCUCUUGAUACCGGUUGUGGAGUUGCUAGCUUGGGUGCUUAUAUGCUGAAGAGGAAUGUGCUUGCGAUGUCAUUUGCAACGAGGGAUAAUCACGAGGCGCAGGUCCAAUUCGCAUUGGCGAGAGCUGGCAUGUACUUAAUGGAAGUCGAUCGAGUCCUUAGACCCGGUGGAUACUGGGUCUUAUCUGGUCCUCCAGUCAAUUGGAAGACAUACUUUCCUACAUGGAAAAGGAUAAAAGAAGACCUGAAAGCCGAGCAGUCGAGGAUUGAAGACUUGGUUGAAUCUCUUUGCUGGGAGAAGAAGUACGAGAAAGGAGACGUUGCCAUCUGGCGGAAAGAAAUAAACGCCAAGUCUUGCAAACGAAAAUCUGCCAAUUAUUGUCAAUCUUCAUAUACUGAUGGGGAGUUGAAGAAGUUUCCAGCUAGGCUCUUUGAUGUCCCUCCUCGAAUUCUCAAUGGUGAUGUUCUUGGGGUGACAUCCGAGUCUUACGAAGAGGAUAACAAGCUUUGGAAAAAGCACAUCAGUUCUUACAAGAGAUCGGUUAGGUUACUAGGAAGCAAUAGAUUUGAGAAAUAUCAUGGACAUGAAUGCAGGGCUCGGAGGUUUUUGCAGCUGCCUUAG
Striga hermonthica is the source of this 804-nucleotide messenger RNA. The record is from the annotation of a GenBank genome assembly. Lineage: Eukaryota; Viridiplantae; Streptophyta; Magnoliopsida; Lamiales; Orobanchaceae.